Cooperia oncophora is the source of this 1767-nucleotide messenger RNA. Lineage: Eukaryota; Metazoa; Nematoda; Chromadorea; Rhabditida; Trichostrongylidae. The record is from the annotation of a GenBank genome assembly.
AUGUUGAGAUAUCAGAAGGUUCCACUCCCAUUGAGGUUUCUGCGGCAUCAACACCAUCGAUUGGCUAGGGAGGAACAUGGUCGUAGCUCAAACUUGCUGUAUGACCUCCAUUACGAGGAGCAUUUUCCCGCAGAAGAACCGAAUCACUGGUUCUUGAACCAACGGCCUGUUGGGAACAUGAGUUUGAAUAGCAUUCCUCAACAAGCAAUUCGUGAAUUGAGAUCGUUUGACGAUUUCGGUGUACUGUCUGCUGAUGUCAUGCGUAGCAGUCCCGAACAAACCUUCUACAAUGCUACGACUUUCAUGGAUGAGCUCAUGAGUUAUGAAAUGCCAUCAGUCACUAGUGCCGAUGCUAUCCCUACUUCCGCGGAUCCCUCGGAGCUAGGUGGAUCAUCCGAAAGUAGCGAUAUGGAACAAUUGGAAGAAUUAAUAGAUCAAGGGUAUGACGUCUCAGCAGUGCUGCGUGACAUGUGUGCAGCGCCAGGAGAAACGUGUGCGGUUGCGUCUGAUAUGGCUGCAAAGCCAGUGAAGGAGAGAAAGCAAAAUGACAGCGGCACUCAGAGCGACUUGUUAUUACAAAGGGCCAUUGAUACUCGCUCAGCUCACCAUGAAGAUUCUGUACCAUCUUCUUCGGAGCACUCAAAGACCCAUCGUUUCGACCCUGAAAUUCACCGUGAAAUGAGAGCAUCACCCGCGGAGAUUAUAGACGCCGUUCAUAGUCAGGAUCUCGCACUUUUACGGUCCAUUUUGACGGAGAGAAAAUGGCCAGACCACCGCAGCAUUGGCGCUUAUUUGGAUCAACUCUUCGAGCUUGUUAUUCGUGAUAGUUACGACACCGAUGAAGCUGUGAUGUUUCUCCAGGAUUUUGCUGUGUGUAAUCGACGCGGAUUUCUCCAUGAUGUAAACGGUGUUCGACUGGCUUUGCGAGUUGCUCGUGAUAGUGGGUCUGUAGAAGCAGCUUCGGAAAUGUUACGAGUUUUUCGAAACAUGUUCCUAGUUAAAUCGCCCGUGCCCUCAAAAUCGGCUACCUCAUCAUCGGUUCUGGACGAGUUCUACUCAGCGUUGUGCUCUAUUGGGCCACCAGAUCAAGUGGAAGCAGUCCAUAAAUUGAUGAAUUCCUUAGGAUUUGACAAGAACUCUGAAAGUUUCCUUCGCUGCGUCACUAAAGCUCUGGUGGAGAAAGGUGAUGUUAGACGAGCUUUCGAUGAAUGGCAGCGGCUAUCCAUGCGAUACGGAACGACAGGUGGAUCAGAGUUGUUAUGGCAAGGAAUAUUCGAAGCAGUUGAUAAUCGUGCAGAACAAGCUCGGCUAGCUGGCAAAUUACUGAGGCACUGCUGCCAACAGGACCACCCUUUUGCUGUUAUUUCAAGUCUAGUCAUGGCGCUGGUUCACUUGAAACAUCUCGAUACUGCAAGGGCAGUGCUCAUAAAGGUAGCCGUUCCUGGGAGGUUUUUCAAGAAACCGCUCGCUUGCGUGACUCGAUGCGAGGAUUCUUUGGAAGUUAUCGAGAACUUUGCUGGUUUGGUUACUCAGUGCAUGUUUUCUGAAAAACGAAAAAUAAAGGAAGUGAAAGAAUCCAGUGGAAGUGCGUCUAUUUUGUCCCCCGAGUUGUCAUCAGUCUUGGAUUCUUUUUAUGGUAAAGGACGUCCAAAGCAACAGAGUUCGAAUCGCGAUGAUUCAAAGCGUAAACUGCAUCGCGUCAACGAUGAACAGCUUUUCGAACUGUCCCAAUUCGUGCAGUCACUGUGGUUAGAAAAAGCAGGUUAG